CGUGCUUUUUGAGGCUAAAAUCUAUUAAUUAGUUUCACCUUAAAAAAUUACAAAAAAUGCUUUUCCGAAAAAUCUUUUAGAAUUUUUUUCUGACGUCACAAACGAGUUAUUGAUACGAGAUAACAUGAAACCUCCACUGUUGUUACCGGCUAACGGUUUUUUAAAGAUAAAUGUCUCAUUUGAAGGGUUUCAAGGUGACGGACAAUGGGCGGAAGAGGCUUUUCGGCGUGGCGUGCCGCUCCUUCGGCGAGCUUCUUGAAAAAGGCUCGAAAAAACUCCAAGUUGAGAAGGAUGGUCUCUGUGCAUAUUUGCAAGAUGGUACGAUAAUAGACGAAGAGUACUUCAUGACGCUUCAGCCACAGACGGUUGUAAUCCUGACGAAAGGCGAUGUAAGGACAGGUGCCGACUUGAUAUACGACGUCCUCCGUACGGUAAAUGUCGACUUACUUAAGGCGGGCGCAGAGGUGGAGCGUUUCUUCCAAGACGGGAUCAAAGACAAGAUCAAAGUAUUGUCGAAGCUCGCCGAAGGGGACGCCGAAGAGGAUUUCGCCGAAUGGGCCAAAGGCGUUGAAACGGGCUGCCGCACCAAGGAGGCAUACAUGGAAAUGCGCUGUCGCGAGAGGAUACGCGGGUAUUUCCACUCGGCUGUCAAGCUGCUCCGCUUGUCCGAUGUCUACGCAGCAAAGAAGCUCCAGGUCGAGAGGUUAAAAGACGAUUUGAAAGCCAAGCUGGACAAGAGUAAAUGCGAGGGACAUUAUUUCAACAGGACCGUUGCCAGGGCGAUGUGCGACGCCAAAGGUGUCUUCACAUGCGGUGGCCUCUGGGACAGGGAACGCUGCAAUCACAACCGUGGCGAAGGACAUAAAAUCAACCCAUACAAGAGCCGCGAGCAGAGGAUCAUAUUUUCAACUUGGAAUCUUGAUCAUAGAAAAAUCAAGGACGAUCAUUCCUACAAUAAUAACAGCCUUGUCGAAUCUCAAAAGCGGUCUCUCGAUUGAUUCAAGUUAUAUCUACACGCUUCUUUUUACUAAGGAGAACCUCAAGAUCGUCCAUAUCGUAUGCCACGACAAAUCGGCACAUGCUACGGCAAAA
This is a messenger RNA of Cimex lectularius (bed bug), 1092 nucleotides long. Its product is annotated as DNA fragmentation factor subunit beta-like. The transcript is spliced from 4 exons. Lineage: Eukaryota; Metazoa; Arthropoda; Insecta; Hemiptera; Cimicidae. Gene Ontology annotation, molecular function: DNA endonuclease activity. The record is from RefSeq and is a predicted model, not a curated record. Gene Ontology annotation, biological process: apoptotic DNA fragmentation; apoptotic process. Bases 171 to 998 code for a protein of 275 amino acids. Gene Ontology annotation, cellular component: nucleus; cytoplasm.